Molecule: messenger RNA, 1427 nt
Organism: Apodemus sylvaticus (European woodmouse)
Lineage: Eukaryota; Metazoa; Chordata; Mammalia; Rodentia; Muridae
Gene: Acp5
Product: acid phosphatase 5, tartrate resistant
Exons: 5
Coding region: 150-1133 (327 amino acids)
Biological process (GO): bone resorption
Molecular function (GO): acid phosphatase activity; ferric iron binding; ferrous iron binding
Source: RefSeq, a predicted model, not a curated record
CAGAGAAGGGAGAGAAAGAAAGAAAGUCAAGGGAGUUACAGGGCUGGAACCCUGGAGCGCCUCUGAAGAAGGAAGAGCCUUCAAGUAGGUGAAUCACUGAAGGCAAAGGCCCUAAGGUCAGAGGCCAGAGGUCAGCAGCUCCCUAGAAGAUGGAUGCACGGAUGGUGCUGCUGGCCCUGCAAAUCGUGUCACUCUCACUGCUGGCCCACUGUACAGCGCCCCCUUCCACCCUGAGGUUUGUGGCUGUGGGUGACUGGGGAGGGGUCCCCAAUGCCCCAUUCCACACAGCCCGGGAAAUGGCCAAUGCGAAAGAAAUCGCCAGAACCGUGCAGAUGAUGGGCGCCGACUUCAUCAUGUCCCUGGGGGACAAUUUCUACUUCACCGGUGUACAUGAUGCCAAUGAUAAGAGGUUCCAGGAGACCUUUGAGGACGUGUUCUCUGACCGCGCCCUUCGGAACAUCCCCUGGUACGUGCUGGCUGGAAACCACGAUCACCUUGGCAAUGUCUCGGCACAGAUUGCCUACUCCAAGAUCUCCAAGCGCUGGAACUUUCCCAGCCCUUACUACCGUUUGCGCUUCAAAAUUCCGCGUACGAACGUAACUGUGGCCAUCUUCAUGCUGGACACGGUGAUGCUGUGUGGCAACUCGGAUGACUUUGCCAGUCAGCAGCCCAAAAUGCCGCGAGACCUGGGAGUGGCCCGCACUCAGCUGUCCUGGCUCAAAAAGCAGCUGGCAGCAGCCAAGGAGGACUACGUUUUGGUGGCCGGCCACUACCCCAUCUGGUCCAUCGCCGAGCACGGACCCACCCGCUGCCUCGUCAAGAACUUGCGGCCGUUGUUGGCCACGUACGGGGUCACUGCCUACCUGUGUGGACAUGACCACAACCUGCAGUAUCUUCAGGACGAGAACGGGGUCGGCUAUGUGCUGAGUGGCGCCGGCAAUUUCAUGGAUCCCUCUGUGCGACAUCAACGAAAGGUCCCCAACGGCUACCUGCGCUUUCACUACGGAUCUGAGGAUUCCCUGGGCGGCUUCACCUAUGUGGAGAUUAGCUCCAAAGACAUGAGUAUCACAUAUGUAGAGGCCUCUGGAAAAUCACUCUUUAAGACCAGCCUUCCCAGGCGACCCAGACCCUGAACACGGGUCUACAAGGGUCCGAGGGAGGAAGCCUCUGCAGGCACGGCGGUGGGUGGGCCCUGUGAGGACCUCACCCACGGGCAGCGUGUUCUCUGCCCUGGUACUCUGGCAGAGUGGGAAGGGGAACCAAGAGGCAUACUUACAGGAGAGAAGUGUGCUCACACCAACUGGCCCUCACAGCCCGCCUCACCCCUCAGGUUUUGGGGUACAGCUUUCUUGGGAGCAGGGCUUUCUUUUAAGUCAAGCGUCUUACUGUCACUGUUAUUCAAUAAAACAAUAGUUGAUGAGGCUGUA